AUGGGCAGCCGUCUCCGGGCCGCCACGGCCGCCGAGGGGGCGGACCCAGACUUUGGAGCCGUGACUGGGCCGCCACCUCGACGCAAGCAACGCCGAGAGCCCUCUCCGCUCACUGCGCCGCCGGCGCCAGGCUCGGGUUUCUCAGGGCUGCGGCCGUGGCCGACCGCGGCCGCCCACGUGUAUAUGCCGCCAUUCCUCUACUCGGUGCGGGCGGAGGUUGAGGUGCCCUGA
Messenger RNA from Emiliania huxleyi CCMP1516, 231 nucleotides. RefSeq lists its product as hypothetical. The transcript is spliced from 3 exons. The record is from RefSeq and is a predicted model, not a curated record. Bases 1 to 231 code for a protein of 76 amino acids. Lineage: Eukaryota; Haptophyta; Isochrysidales; Noelaerhabdaceae.